AUGACUGCAAUACCCAUCAAAUCCUUCGGAAAAACACUUCUGGACAAAUCCACAGAAUGUAUUAUUGUUGCUGUGCCAGAAGAAGACUACAAGCUCACACCACCUGGGGCUAGGCCAGCAACUAUUGUUGCUGUCAACAGGAAUGGUAGAACAUCCAAGCAUGUUGUUAGAUGUGGCUUAAACACAACAGUGUCCAACAUCUCAUGCUUUCUGCAAGGUUUAUCUAUCAGCAGCAUAUGCAAAAGAGUCAACCAAGAACUGAUGCAAAAGAAGCUUCCACAGUUUGGCAGGCAAGUAUCCAUUGAAGUGCAGGAGCUAUUCACAAUGUUACAGCUUACAGACCUCAGUCGGAUGGUGUGUGACAAAUCAUUUUCGAGCUCAUCGAACCUCCGUGUACACAAAUGUAUUUAUGAUGGAGCAAAUGUAUUUUCCUGUAAGGUGUGUAACAAAUCGUUUUCACAGUCAUGGACGCUGCGUGUGCAUCUGCGCAUUCACACCGGGGAGAAACCUUUCACCUGCGACGUGUGCAGCAAGUCAUUCUCACAGCCAUCGACCCUCCGUGAACACCAACGUAUUCACACUGGAGAGAAACCAUUCACGUGUGAGGUGUGUGACAGAUCAUUCAGGCAGUCAUCAAGUUACCGUGCCCACCAACAAAUUCACACUGGGGAGAAACCACACAAGUGUGAGGUGUGUGGCAAAUCCUUCUCGUGGUUAACAAAUCUCCGUGCACACCAACGCAUUCACACAGGGGCGGAAGCAGUCAAGUGCGAGGUGUGUGACAAAGUGUUCACGCAGUUAAGGAGUCUCCUGCUACAUCAGACAACCCACACAGGGGAGAAACCCUUCAAGUGUGAGGCUUGUGAUAAAGGUUUUGCAACAUCUUCAACCCUCCUGAUACACCAGAGGAUUCACACAGGGGAGAAACCCUUCAAAUGUGAAUUUUGCGAGAUGGCUUUUUCUCAAAUGUAUCAUCUCUUGAGACACCAGAUGACUCACACAGGUGAAAAACCCUUUAAGUGUGAGGUGUGCGACCGAGCCUUCACCCAGUCAUCAUCACUGAUAAAGCACCAGCGCGUUCACACUGGGGAGAAGCCGUUCAAAUGUGAGAUGUGUGACAAAUCAUUCUCAGAUUCAUCGCAUCUCCACAGACACCGACGCACUCACACUGGGGAGAAACCCUUCACGUGUGAAGUGUGUAGCAAAUCCUUCUUAAGAUCAUCAAACCUCCGCACACACCAAUGCGUUCACACCGGGGUGAUGCCGUUCAAGUGUGAGGUGUGUGGCAAGGGGUUUGCAGAAUCAUCAGCCCUGCUCAAACACUGGCAUGUCCAUACAGGGGAGAAACCAUUCACAUGUGAGGUGUGUGACAGAUCAUUUUCACAGCUAGGAAAUCUCUGUGUACACAAAUACAUUCACAAAAGCGAGAAUCUCUCAUCAUGCUAGGUAUGCAAGAAGUCAUUCUCUGACACAUCAUCCUUCUGUGCACAUCCAGAGAGGAGAAUCCUUUCCCUGCAAGGUGCGCAGAAAUCCUUCUUGAGUUUGUCAGACCUUAUAUUCCAUCAGGGGCUCCUGCAAAGGAGAAAGUCUUCAACUGUGAACUGUCAUGUGGGAGGAAGCAGUGGUGUAAUAGCAAAAUGUUAAACACUUUGCAUACAAGUAUUUUACUAGCAUUGUGAAUACUUAGUGUUUUGAGUAAAUUUUAGUUUUAGAAAUAUGCGUUUUAGUUCAUUGGUUUUAAAAAGAUCAAAUAUUAUUGCAAGGUGAAUGGAAAAACAAGGAAUACUUUGCCACAAUUAUGCAUGGCACUGUGAGGUAGCAACAAGGUUGGUAGCCAUCUUUCUGAAAAAAGGACACAGCUGCAUUAGAAGCAGUUCAGAAAACUUUCAUUUGACAUGAUUCAUGGGAUGAGUGGGUUAUUGUGCAAGGAAACAUUAGGCAGGUUAGCCAAUAUCCAUUGGAGUUUUGAAGAAUAGGAGGGAAACUUCUUCAAACACACAAGAUUUUCAGGGCACCUGAUCAAGUGGAUGCCGAAAGGAUGUUUCUCCUGUGGGAGACAGUAGAGUGAGUUACAGAUACACGGUCCUGAGUGUUUGGAAUUCACUUCCUCAGGCAGCAUUGUUGAAUAUUUUUAAGUCAGAAAAAGAGCCAUUAAUGUCCUUCUCGGACAAUAGUCUCCUGGGUACAGGCAAAAACGUGGAGUUGAGGCCUCAGUUAGAACACUCCUGCUUUUAUUGAAUGGUGUAGCAGGCUUGAUGAAACAAGCAACCUACUCUUGCUCUGAAUUGUUAUGUUCAUGUAUGUGUUGUCAGAUAAAUAGAGAGAGCUUUAAAACAACAUGUAGACUCACUUAGCUGGAGACCUGGUAUGUGCAUUCCUUGUUGUCAUGAGUCCAGGGAAAUGUCUUGUUUUGAGAGUUACAGCUAAAUUAGUUUAAAGAUAUUUAGCAAGCCCUGAAAGGCUGUAAAAACGAAUUUUGUUUGGAAAUAACUCCAUAAAGACUGGUAUCCUGUCACCAACUCACCCUCUAUUUUUACGUGAACAGUCCUUGAUGACAAUACUGCCUCAUAGAGAGUCAGGUACCAAUGCCUGACAUUCAUAGACUACUCCUUUCCCUUGGAGAGCCUGCUGAGGUGUUUUAGCUUCAGGUCAGGUUCCUCUGACUCAGAGUUCGACAGUAUGGGCAGCAUAUAACACACAGGAGUCAAUACAGUGUGGAGCUGGCGGAACACGCAAGGUCAGGCAGGUGUAAACGCAAAACAUCAACUUUCCUGCUGCUCUGAUGCUGCCUGACCUGCUGUGUUCCUCCAGCUCCACACUGCGGACUCCAGCAUCUGCAGUACUUGCUGUCUGUAUGUGACACACUGGACCUUGUCUAUUGUGCCAGGAGCACCUCAGUAAAAUUAUACUCUGUCCUUCCAGUAGAUGAGGCAUUGAGGCUGCUACUUCUGUCGUAUCCGUCCAUGAUUCAGGGGACUCAACAAUGUUUGACCGAGAGGGUGAAUCCACAAGUUCUGACAGCAUUUCCAAAUAUUCUGAGGGGCAGGGCACAUUUUGUUCCUGCACCAUUUCAUAUGGUCCACAUGCUUAUUGAGGAUUGUCACACCUACCCAAACUUUAUAUGUCACUGGUACUGAUCUUGUGUUGACCAUGCCUCUUACCCAUGUGGGGCCAUUUCCAUAAUUUUUACACCAAACUUCGCCUCCUGUAUCAAGCUGUCUCUCUUGCUGGGUGGAGUCUUGUCUGGCAUUGGAGUUUCUGAUAUUGUCUCAUUGCACUCCCCCACCCCCCAGCCCCCAGGCCCGGGAAGGUCGGACUUAACCUGCAGCAGGUUCUUCCACCCAUUAGCAACUCUAGCGGUACAAUCCCUGCAGUUGCAUGUGGAGUGGUCCUAUAAUCAAGCAAGAACCGUGACAGCUUAGUAUCUAGGGACGCUAUUGACUGUUUCUUCAAUCCAGCCUCGAUAGUUUGGUCUGCUCUUUCUGCCAGGCUAUUGGAUGAUGGAUGGUGUAAAGAUGACCUUUGUUGUCAAAGCCCAUUUGACUGUUCGAAACAACCAAACUCCCUGCUGGUAAAUGAUGGCUCAUUAUCUGCGACCAAGACUUUGGGACUCUCUUUAUUGCAAAAGAUGUGCACUAUUUUUCUACUGUCAUCCCAGUGUUUGAUGAAUGAACCCUGUGCAUGUUGAACCCCUUUGAAUAGGUGUCUACAUGACUAAGAGCCCAUGAAAGGACCUACAUAGUUAAUAUGCAACAGUGUCCAAGGUUUAUUUGGCCAUUCCCAUGUAUGUACGGGAGCUGCUGGCAAUAAUUUUUGUUCCUUGUAGGCACCCUGGGCACUGCCCCACCAUUGCGCCAAUGUCUGCAUUCAGGCCUGGCCAUCAGAUAUAACUCUUUGCCAACAUUUACAUUUUGGAGACCCAGAUGGCACUGGUGAAGUUCCAGUAUUUGAAAGCAACCUUCACUUGGGAUAAUCACUCCUGCUCCCCAUUACAACAUGCCGAGCUGGUCUCUCUGGGUCCAGAAGGUUUCAGUUCCAGUUGUGACGGCCCUUUGGUUUGCCCCAUUAAUACCAGUUAUUUCAGUUUGGAAAGGACUGGAUCUUCCAGUGUCCAAGAUCUGUUAUUGUUAGCUGUAUCCAGAAAACUUAUCAUUAUGGGCACUUCCAUUGGGGGCACCACUGAUGGUGUAUCUGCUAAUGAGAGGUGGUUUAAUGUAUUCACCACUCCCAGACAGUCAUCAAGAUGUACAGCACAGAAACAGAUCCUUCGGUCCAACUCGUUCAUUCUACCUGAUAGCCAGAAUGAAUCAAGUCCCAUUUGCCAAUAUUUGGCCCAUAUCCCUCUAAACCCUCCUAUUCAAAUUCCCAUUCAGAUACCUUUCGAAUGUUGUAAAUGUACCAGCUUCCACCAUUUUCUCUGGCAGCUCAUUCAACACACACAUCACCCUCUGCGUAAAGAAGUACCUCUUUAAAUCUUUCCCCCCUCACCUUAAACCUAUACCCUCUAGAGUUGGACUCCCCUACCCAGGGAAAAGACCUUGUCUAUUUACCCUAUCUGUGCCCAUUAUGAUUUUAUAAACCUCUAUAAGGUCACCCCUCAGGCUCCAACGUUUCAGGGAAAAUAGCCCCGGUCCAUUCAGUCUCUCCCUAUAGCUCAAACUCUCCAACCCUGGCAACAUCCUUGUAAAUCUUUUCUGAAUCCUUUCAAGUUUCACAACAUCCUUCAUUUGGAGGGAGAGCAGAAUUGCAUGCAGUAUUACAACUACGGACUAACCAUGUCCUGUAUAGCCACAACAUGAUCUCCCAACUCCUGUACUCAAUGCACUGACCAAUAAAGGCAAGCAUAUCAAAUGCCUUCUUUUCUAUUCUGUCUACCUGCGACUCCACUUUCAAAGAACACCAAGGUCUCUUUGUUCAGCAACACUCCCCAGCACCUUCCCAUUAAGUGUAUAAGUCAUGCCUUGAUUUACCUUUCUGGAAUGCAGCACCUCACAUUUAUCUAAAUUAAACUCUGACUUAUUAGAAACACUCAAUAUUAGAACCCACUGCUGAAUGCAGCCUGAAGCUAUGGGUAGCUCUGCCUUGUCCUCUUAAAGCAGACCUAGCAGGGGUUUGUCGUCAUGAUUAACAUAAAUUUUCAUCCAUAGAGAAACCUCCUGACUCCAAAUAUGACCUCCAGUCCAUCUUUUUUUAUCUGGGUAUAUUUAAGCUCUGCAUUAAAACUAAAACUAAAAUGCAUUUCUCUCCAUUGGGCCACCAGUGAGCUAAUACCAUCCCAAUGCCGUACGAGAGGCAUUGCAUUCAAUACCAGAUCUUUCUUGGGAUCACAGUGUGCCAAUACCUUCGAGGAUGAUAACUGUUUCUUUACUUCACUGAAAGCUAGGGCUUGUCUAUGUGACCAUUUCCAAUGCUGACCCUUUUUUUAAAGGAGUUGAUGCAAAGGAGCCAGUGUGGAUCAUGUUAUGUACGAACUUUCCAUAAUAAUUUAUGAGCCUAAGAAAUGACCUAAGCUCUGGUAGCCAUGGGAGCCAGGUACCUUUAAUCUCCCUCACUUUAUCUUCCAAUGGGCUUAACUCAGUCUCGUCCACUCUAGCCCAAGUAGGUCACUUGAGGUGCCAGGAACACUUAUUUUUCCCUUCUUAGGUGUAAGUCUGCCUCAGAAAAUGCUUAGUAUUCUAUCCAAGUUCGCUAAGUGUCCCUUAUUAGUUUUCCCUGUCAUCUCGGUAAACAGUAAUCUGAGACAGACGUUGCAAAAAUGUUCUCCACCGUCCGCUAAAAUAUUGACCAGACUGAUAAUACCCCAAAUGGCAAUUUUGUAGAUUGGUACAAGCCCUCAUGGGUAAUUCUAGUCUAAAUGCAACUGCAAGUAAACAUGGCUCAUGUCCAGCUUCGUGAAGUACAGUCCCCCUCCCGCCGGCUUUGCGUUUAAAUCCUGUAUCCGAGGGAUAGGGUAUUUAUCUAGCGGGGAGAAACAGUUUAUCAUUUGUUUAAAAUCCCUACAAAAGCAAACUGAACCAUUAGGCCUCAAAAUUGGUAAGACCAGUGCUGCCCAAUGGCAGGUUUGAUGGUUCCUUCCCUUUCCAGCCUCCUGAUUUCUGCCUGUACUUCUGCCCAUGAGGCAAUGGCAUUGGGCAGGCUUUGUAGAAUCGCAGAAUUGCUUCCUGGUCAACAUACAGUCCCUAGUCAUUCCUGGAAGACUUCUGGGUGUUUAAUUAGGACUCCAAACAGGCAGCCAUUUUCUAACAGAAAAUUGUUGAGCCAAUCAAGGUGAAUGUCUCUUUACCAAGUUUGCCCCAUUAGGCUUCGGCCUGAGGUAGCGACUACAAUCAGUGGUAACUGAACCAGCUGCUUCCCAUAAGUGACCAGAACGAAAGUGGUACCUUUAAUUGGGAAAGGUCCCGGUAUAGGUUCUCAUUUGAGCUGAGUGUAGUGAUUGUAAUGAGGCCCGUCAGAUGGACCUUAUAGAAUAUGAGUUCCCUGACUGAGGCUGUUAAUCGUGUCCAUUCUGGAAUCCCUGGCUGAAGGUGAAAAGGACAGUGUCAGAGAUAUUCACACUCUGACAGCUGAAUCUGAAGAGGCAGUACUGAAGUCAAGGCUGUUUAUGUUUAAAUAAAGGCUGACUUGGUGAUGGGAUAUUGGCCUCUGUGGAACUAUUUCACUGAAGUUUAGUGCAAAGUUAAGGGCUGGAUUCUAGAGCGAAUUCUAUUAAAAAUUGAUUCUACAAUCACUGAUAUGGCUGCACUGGUCUCGACUUCAAUUAGAACUGGGUGACUAUUAAACCAGAUGUUGAACUUGAUUGGGGAUAGUAGGAACUGCCAGUGCUGGAGUCAGAGACAACACAGUGUGGAGCUGGAGGAACACAGAAGGCCAAGCAACAUCAGAGGAGCAAGAAGUUGAUGUUUCAGAUCCUGACCCUUUUCCAGAAAUCAUCUUCUUUCUGAAGAGGGAUCCUCCCCGAAACGUCACCUUUCCUACUCCUCUAAUGCUGCCUGUUUUUCUUGAUUGGUUCUGAUUUGGACGUUGCUAAGCAAUGUAACAGAUGUGGCUGGACUUUCCAGAGUAUGAACUCUGCUGGAUACCAUCCUAUGAACUUAGGCCUCGUGUCUGCAUGUCAGCAACAGCUACAGGGGCUUGCCAGCCAGGAUCCUGAAGAAACUUUUAACCAUUUGGCCGAAGCUUGGUUUUGUUCUGGGUCAUUACUGUGGGCAGACCGAGAGUCCCUCUAACCAGAGUAUGUCCUGAGUCAGACUAUGCAGUUGCCUGCACUCAGGUGGUGUUCCCCAAGCUCAGUCGGGCUCUCGAGGGUGUCCAUUUCCAACAGAAUACCCUGCAACUUGUCUGCUCCACUUGCUGCAUUUACCAAAGAAAAAGCAUGUAGCACCCGUUUGAAGUCCAGUUGGGCUUCAGCUAGUGAGUGUUUUUGCAUGGUUACAAUGGUCGCUAAGCAUUUCAUUAAGGGUUAAACCAAAUUCACAGGAUUCUGCCAAUCAUCAGAAACCCCAAAAUGGAUUCUCUGGUUCGAAUUGCCAAGUAAAAGCAAUAGCAUCUCAGAAUUAGAGGAAGCUUGGGUGCAUAAUAAUCUCUAAUAAUGUCAGUAAAUUGGUGAAAGGUUUUAGUGUUUGGUGCCUCAGGGUAAGUUAGGUUCCUAAUGACUGAAAAAGCUUCAAGUCCACAUACUGCCACUUUUCUUUAUCUCUGCCACAAUGUCAUUUGCCUGGAAAAAAUAAUGCAUUCUUUCUACAUAUUGGGCACAGUCCUCAAUGAUAGGAUUGAACAAGUCAAGCUUCCCAAACAAAGGCAUGAAGUAAGAAAUACUUACCCCAACUCAAAAUAACUGCUGUGAGUGAGCUUCUUCGGGAACGUACUUUACUUUCAUUGCCACUAAAAUAACUCCAUAGAGGCCGGUGGCCCAUCACUAAGUCACAUCUUAUUUACACGUGAACAAUCUUUUAUAGAGGGGAAAUAUCUAUGAACUCAUCUGAGUAUCUCUGACACUCACUAGGUUUAUAUCAAUCAGUCAGGGCUCCUUGAUUGAAUCAGAUUAACAGCCCCAAAUCAGGGAUCUCACAUUCUCUGAUGUCCAGCUGGCUCAUUACAAUCACUACAUAUUUUAUCAGAUUAGAGAAGAAAACGUGUAAAAGAUAUUCCUUGAAUGACCAAAUAGGAUUUUAUCAAAGAAGGAUUUGGUUGUUGGAGUGAAAAUAAGCUAUUCUGAACAUUUCUCAAAAGAAAAUUUAAAAUGUUUGAGUCUGGAAAAUGAUUUUGGAAACUAGAGUACACCAACAGCUCGAAAGAGGAAGACAGUUUAACUUUGGAAUUGCCUGACAAUAUCUUUGCAGAGUGGAAAGAUGAGAAAGCUACAGAUACGGAAGCCACUGGAGUUAAAAUGUUAAAAUCACCAUGAACUGUUUUAAAUCCUGAGCUUUAAAAUUCAUCGACACAGAACAAUGAAAAAGCUUCUUUCAAGACAAAACUUUUGACUUUAAGUAUUGUAAGAAGAAAAAAUUUUCCAUAAAAUAUGAUGAAGGGUGACACUUUACAUCUUAAACUGGACAUGGAAUUCAGCAGUGUGCUCAUAAUCUUGAGAGGUUGUUUGGAGAAUUGGGGGAGGUUUAUUGCAUGUAUUGCAUGUGUCUGGAUCAUUAUUGAGAUUUAUAAAACAUUACAGGUUGUAGUAUUCUGCGUUGUGAAAAUGAAAACCAAUCGUAUGUGACACAUUUUCAUUUUCUUCUAGCCGGGAAGUGUUGUGAAUACCUAGUCCAUGGUUCAUUUAUUGUAGAACAUAAACUUUAGUUUUAGGAUUAUAAUUUUUAGCUUGUAAGCUAGAAGGGUCAGAAGAGAUAGAACUAAUAAUCAGGAGGUGGACUGACUUAGCUGGAGAUCUGGAUAUAAGAUUUUGAAAAUAUAUUGUCAUGAAUCAAUAUCUGUUAGAACCACGUUUUGAAAUAGUUCCGUUUGAAUUUCUGCUCAUCAGACAAUAUCAUUGAAAGUAGCCUAAGAACAGGAAAAGAACUGCAUGUGAGAUACUGUUGCCGAUGAACUAAAAUAGAAAAAUAUCGAGGUUCAAGCAGUUGUGCCUGCCUUAACUACACAAUUCGAGGCCUGUUUAUCAGUUUUAAAGAAAUAAGCUAAACGUUUGAUCUCAGCAGCUUGAACUUAGUAUUUGUUGAAGAUAAGAUUUUAUACUACAUAUUUUAUUUGUAUCCAGAUAUACAAGACUUUCUUCUCUUUCUCCAUGAUUUGCCUUCCUCCUUAUUUGUCUUUCCUCUCUGUCGCUCGCUCCACCUUCCCAUUGUUGUUGCAACCUCCUGAUCAUUGUCUUUAGCACUUCCCACAUCAAUAGUGAGUUCUCCAGCUCAAUAUUGUCAUCUCUCUCCCUUUGUCUUUGGGUUCCUACAGCUCUUUCUCAAUACCACCUUCCUCCUUCUCAUUGUGUGUCUUCUCCUGUUCCUCCUCAUAAUCUCUUUGCUCUACUUCUCAAGAGAUCAUACAAUCGCAACAGUACUAAAAGAGGUCAUUGCAUAUCAAUGUUAGUCCUCUGGAGGAGCAAUUUAACUUCCUCAACUCUUUCUUCACCCCUCCCUCCACCUUUUCCCCAUUGACCAAUACAUUUUUCCUUUUCAAUUUCCUAUUGAACCUGCCUCCACCACACUGUCAGGCAGUGGUACUUGCUGUGAGAAGACACUUUUUCUCAUGUGACUCUUCAUUUUGGACAGUGAUUUGAAAUCUGUGCCCUAUAGUUUUCAAUCUUUCCACCAAUGGGAACAAUUUCUCCCUGCCUACUCUGUCCAGACUCCUGCUGAUUUUGAAAAUCUCCAUUCAGUCUGUUUUCAGCCUUCUCCAAGGAGAUCAGCCCCAAUUCCUCCAAUCUUUCUGCAUAACUUAAGUUUCGCAACCCUGGAAUUCUGAGAUUAUCAUGAAGCUAUUCUGCAUGCUCUCUAAUGCCUUCACUUCACUUUCCUGCAAGUGUGGUGUCCAGUCCUAUGUGAAAUAUUCCAGUUGCAGCUGAAUCACUGAUAUAUACUGUAUCUAUUUCCAACAUCCUGUGAGCAUAUAACUUUUAUGGAACAUUUGCGUUCCAAGACAAGUUAGGUACCAGCAUUCAAUUCUGCUCUGCUGUAGAGUAGGGGCUCAUUGCAAAGGUUACAAUAGGUCACUUGGAACAGUUGAGGAGUUAGCGAAAUGCAGUUCCAGGGACAAUUUUAUUGGGCAGAUACAGGAAUGGACUCCAUGCUACACGUGCUGAUUUUUAGCGGUACCUGAAGAAAGAAGUCAAGAGCAUUCUGCCAGCUCUAUGUAGUAAGGACUCAGGAGGAGCUGGGAAGAUGGGAAUGUCACUCAUGGGACUCAAAAUUCUGCAAGUAUUACCACUUUAGUGCAGCCAACAGCAAUGUUUACCUCAUGACUGAUCAAGGUUAGAACUCAGAAAAUUGCUAGGGAUAUAUCUGGCUUGGUAAAGUGCUGGAGUUGUGUUUGUGAAUAAUUAUUGGAGUACAGUUUCAGAGUCCAUGGGAGGGUGAUUGGCCAUAACAGAGCCAGUCAUUGAGGUAGUUAAUAACUGACUCUUGUGAGGGAGAUUCAAUGCUAGUGAAAUAUUGUAGUCCCUCAAAAAGGUUUGUAAGAUCUGAUGACCCAUCAUAUCAUUCACAUCGGGAGGAAGUUGCUGAGAAAUCAUUGGGAUCUCUCUUAGUUUCAUUUGCUAUUUGAUGCGUGCAGUGAGGUGUUAAAUCAUAUCUGCGAUGUGAUAUGUAAUUUACUACAUGUUAAUUAUGGAUGUUAGAUACAAAGUGUCCAUAUUUUGUAGGUCGUAUUACUAUCCAAAAAUUGUAUUGUGACAUUGUUGUUUUCACAAAGUUGUGGAAUCUUGAGGUUUUAUUCUCUCAGUAAGUUGCUUCAUGUUUUGACUACUUUAAAAACAAAAGGAUCUUGGCCUCUUAUUAGAUGGUAACAGCAGGUUGUUGAUCAAAUUUGAGAUCAUAACAAACUGAUUUAACAUACCUGCCUUGCUUUUGUAUCAGUGCUCCUAUUCAUAAAAUCCAGAAUGCCUCAUGUUUUAUUAAUCACUCGUUCAACUUGUCUUCAAUGAUUUAGGCACUGGAUAUACACAGCUACCUCUACUCCUGAACCUUUUUUAGAACCGUACCUGUAUUUUAUAUUGGCAUUCUGUCCCUGCCUCCUGAGUAAAACAACCUGGAUGUGGUCUUUUGAAGUUCUACUCUGUUGAUCAAGAAAAAGGAGGCAUAUGUCCGGUAUAGGCAACUGGGAUCAAGUGAAUCUCUUUAAGAGUUUAAAGGGUGCAGGAGUAUGCUUAAGAGGGGAGUCAGGAGGGCAAAUAGGGGACAUGAGAUAGCUCCGGCAGAUAGGUUAAGGAGAAUCCAGAGAGAUUCUACAAGUACAUUAAGGGUAGAAGAGUAUCUGGGGAGUGAAUAGGGCCCCUUGUAGCUCAACGGGGUCAUCUGUGUGAAGAUACAGGAGAUGGGUGAGAUACCAAACAAAUGUUUCUUGUCAGUACUUACUGAGGAGAAUGACAUAAAAGCUAGCAAACUAAGGGAAAUAAAUGUACCAAGACUGCGAAGUUUGAGUUAUAGGAAGAGGCUGCUGGAUAGACUGGGACGUUUUUCCUCUGGACUGUGGGAGACUUGGGGGUGACCUUAGCCAAGAUCUUUUCCGCAGAGUAGGGGAGCCCAAAACUAGAGGGCAUAGGUUUAAGGUGAGGGGGGAAAGAUUUAAAAGGGACCUGAGGGGCAAUGCUUUCACACAGAGGGUGGUGUAUGGCUGGAAUGAGCUGC
This is a messenger RNA of Stegostoma tigrinum, 11789 nucleotides long. Its product is annotated as zinc finger protein OZF-like. Lineage: Eukaryota; Metazoa; Chordata; Chondrichthyes; Orectolobiformes; Stegostomatidae. Gene Ontology annotation, biological process: regulation of transcription by RNA polymerase II; central nervous system development. The transcript has 2 exons. Gene Ontology annotation, molecular function: RNA polymerase II cis-regulatory region sequence-specific DNA binding; DNA-binding transcription factor activity, RNA polymerase II-specific. Bases 1 to 1446 code for a protein of 481 amino acids. Gene Ontology annotation, cellular component: nucleus. The record is from RefSeq and is a predicted model, not a curated record.